AUUUUCGAGCAAAAACGAUGCUCUCAACGUGUUUGUGAAAAGUCCUCUUCAUACUUCACAAUCCUUUUGUCUUUUCUUUUGGUGAUUUUCGAGCAAAGUGGGUGUGCAUACUUUUUUAAUCAUUUGAUUUGGCAUUGCAAGUUUUCAGAUUCAAGUGUUUUGGGGUCUUUUACCCGUAUUUUGUUGGUUUCAUAGAAUCCAUCCGAAGUACAUCCAUACCCAUAUGGUCAUUUUUUUAAAGCAUUGCAUAGAAAAACUCAUCAUUUUCUUUCGGAUCCAAAGGUAGAAACAAAACAAGUAUAAUUUAAAAGUGUACUUAUGGUAAUGGAGUUGAAUUUUAACACUCUCAACAGUCAACUACUCCUGUCAUAGUUUUGACGCUGGUGGAGUGGAGUAGACUGGUUGUUUCAAGUUUAAAUUUUUACCGACAGUACAGUAGGUGCCAAGGAGAAGUCCAAAGCUACUGGACAUUUGUACAGAAAAAAAGAAUGGAUUUUUGUAUAUACAUAUUUUUUUCCAAGGCGAUUGAGAUUUAAGAAGAGGCAACUAGGCAAGGUAAGCUAGCUACCUAAUGGCGUUCCACAGAAUCAGCCAAAAAAGAGAAAAGGAACGUAGAAAAAGAAGCAAAAAGGUAAGACCCCAGAAAAUGAGGUGAGGCGUAAGAUCUUCUGGUUUCGUUUCCGUCGCGUCCCUCUCAGUCCCAUGUCACCACGUCUCUCUCUAUCUGUAAAGUCGACGUCUUAUAUGAUCCCAAUUUUCUAAGCUGUCUCUGUACCAUUGAGCAAUAAACGCGGGCGAGCUUUCCUUCUUCUUCUUCUUCUUCUUCUUCUUCCUCCUAUUCUCAGUCAAUUUUACGCUCUACUUGUUCUCUUCGCAUCAAAGAUUCUUAUUCUUUUCCUUUUAUGAUUGGCCUCUUUUCACUUUGGCUGCAUCUUACUUGGAGUUUGCUCUUCCUCCGUUCUUAGAUCUGGCAAUGACACUUUCCAAUUUGUUCUGCCAUUUGUAUUCUUAAAGCCCUCUUCUUCACGCAUCCGAGGCUGACUGAUCGCGACUUGGUAGCCGCUUUGACGAGGGAUUGAUGAAUAUUGAGGUGCCAUGGAGAUGAGAAUGAAGAAGUACAACCAACUCAGUCCCGAGAGGGCUAAGGUGUGGACUGAGAAAUCGCCCAAAUAUCUACAGGUUCGGAAGGUGCCUGUAAUUUACUAUCUAUGCAGAAAUAGGCAGCUGGAGCAUCCUCAUUUCAUGGAAGUUCCACUCUCAUCCUCUGAGGGACUAUACUUGAGAGAUGUGAUUAACAGGCUUAACGUUCUCAGAGGAAGAGGCAUGGCUACCUUAUACUCUUGGUCUUGUAAGAGAAGCUACAAGAAUGGAUUUGUUUGGCAUGAUCUCUGUGAAGAUGACCUAAUUCUUCCGGCUCACGGAAAUGAGUACGUUCUCAAAGGCUCCGAGCUGUUUGAAGAGUCCACUUCUAGUAAAGACCAUUUCAGCUCCAUUGGCAAUGUGAAUAUUCAGCCACUGAAGCAAUUACCUGAUCCAGCAUCUUCCCAGAGUCAGGACGAUUCUUCAUCGUCAUCAAGCAUGACCGGAAAAGAAAUGAAAAAUUCUCAAGAAGAUGACCUCUCGCUGUCUGUCCUUCGGCCUGGUUCAUCAAGCAUGUCUCCAGAUUCUGGAGGUGGAAAGAAUUCAUGGGGUGGUUGUCUUAGCUUGACAGAAUACAAGGUGUACAAGACUGAUGGCUUGUCUGAUGCAUCGACUCAGACUGAAGAAAAUAUUAGCAGACCUAAAACACGAGAAACUUGUACAAGGGGAGUUUCAACGGAUGAUGGGUCCCUAGAACUAGAUUGUAGCCAGAUUCUUAACAAUGCGGCUUCAAAUCAAAAGAAAAACUACGAUGCUCCUCAGGAUUCAGUUUCUCCGCCCACAUUGUCCUCUAGUGCUUCCUCCUCAGGUGGGAAAACUGAAACGUUAGAGUCUCUUAUCAGAGCUGAUGCCAGUAAAAUCAACAGCUUUAGGAUUCUUGAAGAAGAAGAAAUUCGGAUGCCAACCAAUGCAAGACUCAAGGCUACAAAUGUGUUAAUGCAACUUAUAUCCUGUGGAUCAAUAUCAGUCAAGGAUCACAGUUUCGGACUCAUUCCAUCGUACAAGCCAAGGUUUUCUCACACCAAGUUUCCCUCUCCAUUAUUCUCUACUACAGUGAUGUUGGGAGAACUCAACUGCCUGUCUGAGAAUCCUAGGAUGAUGGGCUUGAGGUUGGAAGACAAGGAAUAUUUCAGUGGUAGCUUGAUCGAGACUAAAAUGCUGCAAGCGGAUGGGCUGUCAACUCUAAAACGAUCAUCUUCAUACAAUGCUGACAGGACAUGUAAGCAAUUGAGUUCAACUGAAGACAAGGAUCAGGCAACCUCUAGUCGCUCCAAGUGCAUUCCCCGGGCUAUUAAAGCUUCACUAAGCAAGCAGACACGCAACGAGCCAAUGAAGUCUCCUUCUUCUGAUAGACCAAGAACUUCUUCUGAUGGCGUUGAUAGCUCUCGGAACAUAAGCCCUACUACCUCCAAUGAUAGCAGCAAAAGGAUUACAGAGCCUUUCUCCGGAAGGAAACAGUCUAAGAAGCUAGAUUCCUUUCGAGAAGAGGAAGAGGAUGUGAUCAAGAUCGAAGAAAGCUUGCUUCAGGAGCUCGGGUUAUAAUCUGGUCGAAAUCGACUUGCAAUACCACGGAUGUUGGCAGUACUUAGAGCACAUUAUGAACAACCAAUGGAUGCCUCAUCUUUCGGCCAAGUUGAAAAAGCUCGUUCCCUCCAAGAUCUUACUUUUGAUCAGAUCUACAUCGAAAUUCAAUUGAUGUUGAUAAUUUGUUGGUGGGGCCUUGGUGAUUCUGUAUAUCUCUCAAGUGUAAAAAGGGGGAAAACCAACAGUCUUCAGCUAGAAGAGGGGCGCGCAGUUUGGCCUUGGACCAAGUCAGAGAUUUUUUGAGUUGGUUGGCUUUUGCUUGUCAGGUCAGCUAAAUAUUAAAUGAUAAAAUUGUAACUUUGCUUUAAACUACAGUUACCAUCCCUUCUUUUGAUGAUCCCUUCUUUAGCUUUAGAAUAGUUCCUGCAGGCAGAAUCUGUAACAAAAAAAAAGAAAAAAAAAAGGCUAGGGAAGAGUGUCACCCCUUUUAAUAUAUUAUUUAUAAUUAUUUACUUC
Molecule: messenger RNA, 3180 nt
Organism: Cucumis melo (muskmelon)
Lineage: Eukaryota; Viridiplantae; Streptophyta; Magnoliopsida; Cucurbitales; Cucurbitaceae
Product: protein SOSEKI 3
Exons: 7
Coding region: 1096-2682 (528 amino acids)
Source: RefSeq, a predicted model, not a curated record